Molecule: messenger RNA, 14040 nt
Organism: Serinus canaria (Common canary)
Lineage: Eukaryota; Metazoa; Chordata; Aves; Passeriformes; Fringillidae
Gene: LAMA3
Product: laminin subunit alpha 3
Exons: 77
Coding region: 1-10158 (3385 amino acids)
Biological process (GO): regulation of cell migration; regulation of cell adhesion; axon guidance
Cellular component (GO): basement membrane
Molecular function (GO): signaling receptor binding
Source: RefSeq, a predicted model, not a curated record
AUGGCCGCGCCGCCGGGCCCCGCGCUGCUCUGGGCGCUGCUGCCGCCGCUGCUCGCCCUCGGCGCCGCGCAGCCGGGCUCCGCCGGGGCUCCGCCGGGGCUCAGCCUCCACCCGCCCUACUUCAACCUGGCGGCGGCCGCCCGCAUCUGGGCCACGGCCACCUGCGGGGAGGCGGCGGGCGGCGGCGGGCGGCCGCAGCUCUUCUGCAAGCUGGUAGGGGGCCCGGCCGCCGCCCCGCUGGGACGCGCCAUCCAGGGCCAGUUUUGUGAUUACUGCAAUGCUGCUGAUCCCAGCAAAGCUCACCCAAUAACCAAUGCCAUUGAUGGCACUGAGAGCUGGUGGCAAAGUCCCCCUCUUUCCAUGGGCUUGAAGUACAACGAAGUCAAUGUCACCUUAGAUCUGGGGCAGCUCUUCCAUGUUGCCUAUAUCCUUAUCAAGUUUGCAAAUUCUCCUCGUCCAGAUCUCUGGGUCUUGGAAAGGUCAGUGGACUUUGGAAAAACUUACACUCCCUGGCAGUAUUUUGCUUACUCGAGAGCAGAUUGCUUGGAGCGCUUUGGAAAAGAAGCAAAUCUUCCCGUGACGAGGGACAGUGAUGUCCUGUGCACCACUGAGUACUCUCGCAUUCUGCCUCUUGAAAAUGGAGAGAUUGUAGUAUCUUUGGUAAAUGGCCGCCCAGGAGCAAAAAACUUCACUUAUUCCCCUGGUCUUCAAGAAUUCACAAAGGCAACAAACAUCCUCCUCCGUUUUCUGAGAACUAAUACUCUGCUUGGACACUUGAUAUCCAAAGCUCAGCGGGACCCCACUGUAACUCGUAGAUAUUACUACAGUAUAAAGGACAUCAGUAUUGGUGGUCGAUGUGUUUGCCAUGGCCAUGCUGAAGUCUGUAAUCCAAAGAGUGCUGAAAACCAAUACCAGUUUCAGUGUGAAUGUCAGCAUAACACUUGUGGGGAAACCUGUGAUCACUGCUGCCCUGGGUAUAAUCAGAAACAGUGGCAACCUGCAACAGCUGGGAGCACAAACAUAUGUGAACCCUGCAAUUGCCAUGGACAUGCUACUGAUUGCUACUAUGAUGCUGACGUUGAAUGGCAUCGAGCAAGCUUAAACAUCCAUGGGCAUUAUGAAGGUGGAGGAGUCUGCAUUAACUGCCAGCAUAACACAGCUGGGAUUAACUGUGAGAAGUGUGCAAAAGGUUACUAUCGUCCUUAUGGUGUUCCUGUUAGAGCUCCCGAUGGUUGCAUACCCUGCAGUUGUAACUUGGAGCAUGCAGACGGCUGCGAGGAAGGGUCCGGCCGCUGCUUCUGUAAGCAGAAUUUCCAGGGAGACCACUGUGAACGCUGUGCUGAUGGAUUCUAUGGUUAUCCAUUUUGUGUCUAUACUCCAGUAUAUCCUUCUACUUCUUCAGUUCCAAGUGAUGCUGUGGCUGGUGACAUAAUAGAAGGAGGCUGCAGACCAGGGUAUUUUGGCCCCCAGUGUCUGUCGUGCCAGUGCCAUGGUGCAGGAGUGCUGGGCAGUGACUGUGAUAGAAGUACCGGGCAGUGCAGAUGUCGAACUGGAUUUGGGGGUUUUUCCUGUGAUACCUGUGCAGCUGGCUAUUUUCAGUACCCCUUCUGCCAGGUGUGUGAAUGUAACUUGAUGGGUACCCAGCCUGAAGUCUGUGAUUUUCUUGGGAGGUGUCUUUGCCGCUCAGGGGUGGCUGGACUUCAGUGUGACAGCUGCCAGCCUGGCCACCACUCAUUCCCUGCCUGUCAAGCAUGCAGUUGUGAUGGUGUUGGCUCAUUGGGGAAUACCUGUGGCCCUGGAGGGCAGUGUCCUUGCCGUAGUAACUAUGCUGGGCUGAGAUGUGACCAGUGUGCUCCAGGAUAUUACAGCUAUCCCAGCUGCUUGAGUAUCAACAGCGAGUGUGACCCUGCAGGUAGCAUUGGUUCUCACUUUGGAUAUUGUCAAUGUCUCCAGCAUGUUGAAGGUCCUACCUGCAGUAAAUGCAAACCCUUGUACUGGAACCUGGCCAAAGAAAACCCCGAGGGAUGUACAGAAUGUCAGUGUGAUGUGAGUGGAACACUAAGUGGAGUUGCAGAAUGUCAGCAGGAAAAUGGGCAAUGCUACUGCAAAUCUAAUGUUUGUGGAGAUUCCUGUGACACUUGUGAAGCUGGUUAUUAUGCUCUUGAAAAAAAGAAUUAUUUUGGCUGCCAAGGCUGCAGGUGUGAUGUUGGAGGAUCCCUCAGCCCAGCCUGCUCCCAGCCCUGGGGCAGCUGCCGGUGCAGGGCGAACGUCGUGGGCACCACCUGUCGCGAGCCUGAAAAAAACUAUUUUUUUCCUGAUCUGCACCACAUGAAGUUUGAGAUUGAAGACGGUACUACUGUCCAAGGAGAGAAAAUUCAGUUUGGCUAUGAUCCUCAGGAAUUUCCUAGCUUCAGUUGGAGAGGAUAUGCACAGAUGUCCUCUAUACAACCAGAGGUGGUUAUGCCUAUCACUGUGGCUUCCCCUAAGCUCUUCCACCUAGUCCUCCACUAUGUCAGCCUGGGCUCAAAAAGCUCUAAAGGGAAGAUCUCAGUUGCUGAGGGGAAACAUGUUGGCACUAAUUAUACUUGGGCUGCCCAGAGCAAAGAGUUUGUCUUCCCGCCCAGCAAGGAGCCAGCUUUUAUCACAAUCCCAGGAAAAAGCUCCACAGAGCCUUUCUCACUGGCUCCAGGCAUGUGGACUGUCAGUAUAAUGGCAAAGGAUGUCCUCUUGGACUAUCUGGUGCUGUUACCUAGUGAUUACUACGAGGCAUCCCUGUUGCAGAUCCGAGUUACGGAGCCUUGCACUCAUCCCAGGCCUGCUUCAGCAGAACACUGCUUGCUGUAUCAGCAUUUGGCCCUGGACAGAUUUUCCUGUGUCCUUGGUUCAGAGGCAGUGCAUUUCAGACAUGGGGGAGAAUCCAGAAGAGUACCUGUGCAACAGCCAACUCCCAAUCAGCCAGUGAUGGCCCACAUCAGUGGAAGAGAGGUCAAUUUAGAGAUGACCAUAAAUGUUCCUCAAGUGGGUCGCUAUGUUCUGGUUUUUGAAUAUGCCAAUGAAGAGGAUCAGAUAAACACUGCAGAGGUAACAGUGCAUAGCCCUGGACCUGUCACUGAAGGCAGAGUAAGAAUAUACAGUUGUAAAUACAGUUUCCUUUGUCGCAGCGUUGUAGUCGAUGACAGGAACCGCGUUGCAGCCUAUGACCUUCUAGCAGACACAAAGAUACGUCUGAAGGUGUCAUCAAGUAAUUUUCUUCUGCACAAGGUUUGCAUUAUAUCAGCUGAAGAAUUUUCUCCAGAAUACGUGGAUCCUAAAGUACAGUGCAUAGCUGCUUACAGGAGUAACAGUGAUGGAAGUGCAGCAUGCAUUCCCUCAGUUUUUGAGACUCCACCAGGAGCUUUGGUUUUGGAUGCAUUCAAAGACGGGAAGAUUUCCGAAGUACAGGAGAAUAUACUCCAUGAUUCAUUGAGUGCCACUUUACCUGCUGGUUCAGUUCAUGGAGUCACCUUGACACCUUUACAGAACCAGAUCACCUUGAGUGGCAGAGUGCCCCACUUGGGCAGAUAUGUAUUUGUGGUACAUUUUUAUCAGCCAGCACACCCAGCGUUCUCUGUGCAAGUCCAUGUGAAUGCAGGACAUGUGUGGUCAGGUACUUUUAAUGCUUCAUUCUGCCCUCAUACUUCUGGCUGUCGAGUUCAGGUGGUUGCAGCAAACCAAAUUGAGCUUGACAUUUCUGAAGCCAUGGUCUCUGUUACAGUGAUAAUACCGGAUGGAAGAACACUAGUUCUGGAAAAUAUCUUAGUUGUUCCGGCAGACACCUACAGUUACACAAUUCUUGACAAAAAGACAGUGGACAAGUCAUUUGAUUUUAUCAGCCAAUGUGGAGGAAACAGUUUUUAUAUUGACCCAGAACGAUCAUCGGCCUUCUGUAAGGACUCUGUGAGGUCACUGGUGGCUUUCUACAACAACGGAGCCCUGCCAUGUGAUUGCCACAGUGCAGGUGCCACCAGCCCUACGUGCAGCCCCCUGGGAGGGCAGUGUGCUUGCAGACCCAACGUCGUUGGUCGCCAGUGCAGCCGAUGCCAAACUGGCUACUAUGGAUUCCCGUUUUGCAAGUUAUGCAACUGUGGGCAGCGUCUUUGUGAUGACGUGACUGGUAAAUGCAUUUGCCCUCCACGAACUGUGAAGCCAAAAUGUGAGGUGUGUGAGAAAUAUUACUUCAGCUAUCAUCCCCUUGCUGGCUGCAAGAGCUGCAACUGCUCAGAAAAAGGAAUUGUUGAUGUGGCAAGCCCAGAAUGUGAUAUAACCAGUGGGCAAUGCAAAUGCAAACCAGGAAUAAAAGGGCGUCGGUGUGAUCAGUGUGCUCCUGGAACUUAUGGUUUCCCUAACUGUGUGCCAUGUAGAUGUAAUAGAGAUGGAACAGAGCCAGAUGUUUGCGAUCCCCAGACAGGAAUUUGUCUUUGCAAGGAGAAUGUUGAAGGUGCAGCAUGUGACACUUGCAGGCCAGGAUCCUUUUAUCUGAACCCUUCUAACCCCAGGGGAUGCACACCUUGCUUUUGUUUUGGGGCAACCAGCAGCUGUCGCAGCACAGAUCGUCGUAGAACCAAGUUUGUGGAUAUGAGGAACUGGCGCUUGGAGGCAGUAGAUGAACGUAUGGACAUUCCAGUCACUUUCAAUCCAGUCAGUAACAGUGUGGUGGCUGAUGUUCAAGAAUUGCCAGCUUCUGUGCUUAAUUUGUACUGGAAAGCACCACCAUCCUACCUGGGAGAGAAGCUUUCUUCAUAUGGUGGCUUCCUAAGUUACCAAGUGAAAUCUUUUGGCUUACCUAGUGAGGGCAUGGUUCUUCUGGAUAAGAAACCUGAUAUACGACUAACAGGCCAACAAAUGGAAGUUGUUUAUAUGGAUCCCAGCAACCCGCUGCCUGAUCGUCAAUAUUAUGGCCGAGUGCAGCUGGUUGAGGGUAGCUUCAGGCACGCCAGCAGCGGCCAGCUGGUGUCCCGAGAAGAGCUGCUGACCAUCCUGUCCAGGCUGGAUGGCUUGCACAUCCGGGCGCUGUACUUCACGGAGAGCCAGCGCCUGGCGCUCGGGGAGGUCGGGCUGGAGGAAGCCAGCAGCGAGGGCAGCGGCAGCGUCGCGCUCAGCGUGGAGACGUGUGCCUGCCCACCAGGCUACGCCGGUGACUCGUGCCAGGAGUGUGGCAUUGGAUUUUAUCGUGAGAAUCAAGGAAUAUUUGCUGGACGCUGUGUGCCCUGCAACUGCAAUGGAAAUUCAAAUAGAUGUCAAGAUGGUACUGGAAAAUGUAUUGACUGUCAGUACAAUACUGCUGGGGAGAAAUGUGAACACUGUAAAGAUGGUUAUUUUGGAGAUGCCACUCAAGGUUCCUGCCGGGAAUGCCCUUGCCCAUAUACAAACAGAUUUGCAGUUGGCUGUGUGGCAAAUGGUGAAGAAAUCCAGUGUCUCUGCAAAGAAGGCUACACUGGAGCUCGUUGUGAACGCUGUGCUCCUGGAUAUUUUGGAAAUCCACAAAAAUAUGAAGGCUUCUGUCAGAAAUGUAACUGUAAUAAUAAUGGACAGCUGGCUAGCUGUGACCACCUGACUGGAGAAUGUUUCAAUAAUGAACCAAAAGAUGUGGAUCCCAAUGAAGAUUGUGACGCCUGCGACAGCUGUGUGAUUACACUGCUGAAGGAUUUGAGCACCAUGGGUGACGAGCUUCAGCUCAUCAAGUCUCAGCUGCAGAAUGUCCAUGCAAGUACCCACACUCUGGAGCAGAUGAGAGACCUGGAAACACGCAUCAAGGACUUAAAGGUCUUAUUGAACAAUUACCGUUCUGUUGUUCAUAAUCAAGGUUCAAAGGUAGAUGAGUUGGAGACAGAAUUCAUUAAUCUAAAUCGUGAUGUAAAUGCUCUCCAGGAAAAGGCUGAAAUGAACUACAAAGAAGCUGAGAGAUUAUUUAACAAUUUUGGCCAAACUCAUCAGAAAGGAAAGGAUUUGGUUUCACAAAUACAAGUAGUGGUCAACCAUAUACGAGUGCUCUUGGAACAGGUAGCUGGCACAAGCACAGAAGGGAACAACCUGCCCCUGGGAGAUGCCUCUGAAGAGCUGGCCGAAGCCCAGCGCAUGAUGGCCGAGAUGCGGAGCCGCAACUUUGGCCAGCUUCAGGCUGAGGCAGAGCAGGAGCGCACGGAAGCUCAGCGGUUACUGGCACGUAUUAAGAAUGAACUACAGAAGUACCACCAAGAGAAUCGUGGGCUUAUUAAAGUUGUGAGGGAUGCACUGAAUGAAUAUGAAUCCAAAAUCACUGACCUUCGUGAAGCUCUGAAUGACGCGACAGCUCAAAUCAAGCAGGCUGAAGGCUUAAACAGAGACAACACAGUUCUGUUAGAAGACAUUAAGAAACGGAUUGAGGACACAAAUGUGCAACAGAAUGGUGUCCUGGAUAUUCUGAGCUCAGCCCGGUCUUCCCUGACACAAGCUAAGAGUGUACUUGGAUUAUUGCAAGAGAGCAAAGAGGAAUAUGAAAGCCUGGCUGCUCAGCUGGAUGGAGCAAGGAAGGACAUGAAUGAAAAAGUGGCAAAUCUCUCAUCAGCAAGCAAAGAACCACUGGUGGUGAGGGCCGAGGAACACGCCAAAUCUUUGCAAGAUUUGGCAAAACAACUGGAAGAAAUGAAGAACAGUGCCAGGAAGGACGAGUUGGUAGGCUGUGCCGUGGAAGCUUCUACUGCCUAUGACAAUAUUAUUGGUGCCAUCAAGGCAGCAGAGGAGGCAGCCAACCAAGCUGGCAAAGCCGCUGACUCAGCUUUAUCAACUGUGAAGAGAGAAGACCUAUCAGGAAAAGCUGCAAGGUUAAAAACUGAGAGCAGUGCACUCAUGGAUCAAGCACAGGAGACUAAAAGGACAUUGCAAGCUAUUGGUCCUAACCUCGAAGACCUAAAGCAAAGACUUGAUGUCGCUGAUGGAAAGACAAAUGCACUGAAAAUUGAUCUUGUCACUGCUCAAAACAAUCUCAAUGGGAUAAACAGAGGUGACAUCGACAGCAUCAUCACCAGUGCAAGGAACAUGGCAGAAGAUGCCAACUCUGUCACCAAUAGUGUGUUGGGUGAACUGGUCCCAAUUGAAGCAGAAGUGGAAAGAAUUAAGAGUAACUAUGGAAGCACACAGAGUGCCAGCUUCAAUAAAGCACUGAUGGAGGCAAACAAUUCAGUAAAAAAUUUGACAAACCAACUUCCAGAUCUUUUCAGCAAGAUCAAGAGUAUCAACCAACAGCUGAUGCCAAUCAGCAACAUCUCUGAGAAUAUAAAUCGCAUCAGAGAGCUGAUUCAGCAGGCAAGAGAUGCUGCAAAUAAGGUUGCCAUUCCCAUGAGGUUCAAUGGCAGCUCUGGGGUAGAGGUUCGACCUCCGAGCAACAUCGAAGAUCUGAAGGGCUAUACUUCACUUUCCUUGUUUAUCCAAAGACCUCAGCAAAGAUCAGUCACCCAGCAGAGGGCAAAUAGAUUUGUCCUGUACCUGGGUAAUAAAAAUGCUUCCAAGGACUACAUCGGUAUGGCUGUGAAAGAUGGUUACCUUACUUGUGUCUAUAACCUGGGAGGUGGUGAUGGAGAAGUGAGAGUGCAGUCAUUGAUGACUCAAAGCAACCCUGAGGAAGCUGUUAUGGAUCAAGUCACAUUUGAAAGGAUUUACCAGUAUGCAAAGCUGAAAUACAUCAAAGCAGCAACAUCAAUUUCUCCAGAUUAUGAAAGCCCUAGGAGUGCAAGCAGUGGAGACAGUGACAUGCUCCUCAAUCUUGAUCCCAGCAGUGUUGUCUUUUAUGUUGGAGGAUACCCACCAGAUUUUAGGCCUCCAGAUAAUCUCAACUACCCUCGUUAUGAAGGCUGCAUUGAAUUAAACAGCCUAAAUGAGCAUAUUAUCAGCCUUUACAACUUCAAGAGGACUUUUAAUCUCAACACCACUGAAGUGCAGCCCUGCAGAAGGUAUAAAGAGGAGACUGACCAAAGCUAUUUUGAGGGCACUGGUUAUGCCAGUGUCACAGUGGGAGAAAGAAGUGGCGAACGAGUUCGGUACGAGCAGACCAUUGAGACGACUGCAGAUGAAGGCAUCGUGUUCUUUGCAGCAAAUGGGGAUCAGUUCAUCAGUGUGCUCAUUAGAAAUGGCCAUACAGUUUUUAGAUACAAACUUGACUCUGAAACUCCAGAAGAAGUAGAAGCCAGAAAAACUGUAAAUGAUGGAACAUACCAACAAAUUAAUUUGGUGCUUGACCGAAGAAACAAAGUUGUGUAUGUCAGUCCUGGUAUUAGAGCCAACAUACAAGUCUUCAAUUUCACUGAGUACUACCUAGGUGGAGUUCCAUCUUUUCUACGGGAACGCUUUAAUAUAUCCACACCUCCAUUCCGGGGCUGCAUGAAGAAUGUGAAAAACCCAAGCACUGCAUCUGUUGUUUUUGAUAAGACUUUUGGUGUCAGCAAGAAAUGUUCAGAUGACUGGAAGCUUGUCAGAUCUGCAGCUUUCUCCAAGGAUGGAACACUGAGCCUGAGUGCAGCAGAUUUCCCAUUUCCAAACAAUUUCCAAGUUGGCUUUGGCUUUCAGACAACAGCUUCUACUGGAACACUCUUAAAUUACAAUCUACGGCCUGACGUUCUUUCCAUCUUUCUGAGUCCUGGCUCUGUUACUGCAAAGAUACGAGAUAAGGAAAUUAAACUGGAAAAGAAAUAUGAAGAUGGGUCAAUGCAUUAUGUGACAGUAAUGAAAACAGGCAACAGAGUACAUCUGAUGGUUGAUGAUGAGUCAAAAGCAGUUGACUCUCCCAGGUCAUCAAACUCACAGGAAUCAAACAGACCUAUAAAAUUUGGUGGAGAUUUUGAAGGUUGCAUCUCAAACAUCUUUAUUGAAAGGGUAGGUCAGCUCCCUGAAGUUCAAAAUCUUGUUGCUAAUACUGGGAAGACUGGUGUAUCCCUUGGAGCUUGCCAGGAAUAUGAAAACCUUGAACCAAUGCUGCUGCAGGAAUUUAAAAAUCCUCUCAGGCUUAAGAUGCUCAAGAAUGAAAAAUACCUUGAUUAUUUGAAAGCUGCUAACGUGCAAAACCACUCUAUACCAGCUCCAUUACAUGACAGCAGUGAAGCAUAUCUCCUUGGAAGCAUCCCAAACAGUUUCAUAUCCUACAUGUUUUCUCCAUUGUUAUCUACAGACAGGUUACAUUUCUCUGUAGAUGUACGGACUCGAUCAUCAAGAGGAUUAAUAGUUUUCAUGGAGGAAAGCUCUGAGGACUCUUACAUGGCUCUCCACAUUUCAAAAGGACGUUUUGUCUUUUCACUUGGCUCUGGAGAAAAACAAAUCAAAGUCAGAACCAGUAUUAAAUACAAUGAUGGGCAAUGGCACACUGUGGUCUUCAGCACAGAUGGAAAGAACGCCCGUCUUGUCAUUGAUGGUCUAAGGGCCCAGCACAGAAAAUUGGCAACCAAUUCUGCCAUCAACAUUAAGCCACCAGUCUACGUGGGAGGGCUGCCACCACUGAAGAGACAGAAUAUGCCAAUGAAGAGUUUCAAGGGCUGCCUGAGGAAUUUUAAGAUGAAUGGAAAAGCCAUGAAUGCACCUAAACAAAAACAUGGCGUACUUCCAUGUCUGGAUGUUCCCAUAGACACAGGGAUUUACUUCUUUAAUGAAGGAGGAUAUAUCACCAUUGGUAAUUUGCUGAUGGGUUUGGAUUUCAGGAUUGCCUUUACCAUUCGACCAAGGAGUUCCACAGCUGUACUCCUCCAUGCUGGAAGCAAGCAAGACAACUACUUGACUGUUUACAUGAAGGGAGGAAAGGUGAUUGCUGCUGGAAAUAGUGAUGCUGGAGAAUUCCAGGCAUCAGUCACACCUAAGAAACCUCUGUCUGAUGGGCAGUGGCAUACUAUUGCAGUCUCUCAGAAGGAGAACGCCGUGCAGCUAGAGGUGGGCACACAAAGUAACUAUACCACUGUACUUCAACCAUCUCCUCCUAGACGUGUGUAUCAGCCACUCUACUUUGGCAAAAUUCCAGCAGAUUUGGACACCCCAUGGCUUCCAGUUGAAGACCCAUAUUUUGGGUGUCUUCAGAAUAUGACCAUCAAUGACAAACAUGUUUCCACCAGGAGGAUUUCAGAGGUUCAUGGUGCAGUGAAUUUGCAAGGGUGCCCAGAGAAGUAACUCUGUUGUUACAGCUGUCGUGCACACAUCGGGCUGUGUGGAUUCCCCUUUGCUGACCAGCAUCAGGCUGCUUCUUCCGAACAGCCGGUGAGCAAAUGCAUCCUCUGGAUGUGGACUGUGCCAAAGCAAACAAAAAGUAUUUGCUUUGACAAACUCCCUUUUAAAUGUCAUUGAUUUCUGAGGUAAUCUGUUGUGCCUUUGGAGAUAUAUGCAGAAAAUGUAAUUGCAUAUAUCCUACUGGGUCAAAUUCUGCUCUCAUCCACAACAGCAGAGACUUGAGCAACUCCAGUGUCCUAAUUUUCCCUAAUGUUGGCCGUCUUGAGAGCAAAUUUGAUCCAUUAAUAUAAAGAAUUUUAUUAAAAUAUAAAUCUCUUUGGAUUGUUGCUUAUACAGAAAUGUACAUUGAUGUUCAAAGUAAUAAUAAUAAUAUAAAUGGAGUUUGAAGCACUUUAAGGAGUGAAACUCUGGGGGUUUGUUACAAAGUUAGGAAUUGUGGGACCAAAUAAAUGCAAUAUGUUCCUAAAACCUUUCAUUUUCCUGUUUGGUUGUUUUAACCUGGUGGGUUUUUAAUGUACUUUUUAGAAACUGCUAAAUCCUGCUUGCUUUGUGCAAAUAUUUUUGUAGGUUUAAGAUGCUGAUUUGCCUGAAUAACCAGGAAUCCAUCAUUUCUCCAUCUCUGCUCAUCACAAUUUGAUUAUCUAAAAAUUUCAAAAAGAGGGUCAUUUUUUUGCAAUAUUCAGAGACAGAGAGUCUCUUCCAUAGGCAAUUUUUUGCCUAAUGAAAUGAAGAAAAGUUUUAUCAAGAGUAACAGCUGCAUUUGCUACAAUUAUGUAGCACAAAUUACAGGACUAACCCAGAAAAAUUGUUUUCUUCAACAUUCAGAUAUUUUGUUUUGUACCUAAUUGUGACUCACAGUGGAGGGCAGGGAACCCACUUUGCUCUACUCUUCUGAGAAGAGGGCUGGUAUAGACUUGACAUGGCUUCUUUUUCCUCUAUCAUUCAGAAUCAGCGUGUUCAGAAGGAAAUGGGUUUUUUUAAUUCCCAACCCCUGAUGCCAACCCUCUUUUGUAAAAUGAAAAAAUAAAAAAAAAAGAAUGCCUUUUCUAAGGCUGGUCUUCGAUGUAGGAAGGCAUGCAGACAAAUUCUCUUUCACUCCUAAUGCUCCUACUUUCCACUGCCUUCUUCUCAAUGUACAGCAGGAUGUCUUUGGUGUGUCUGAAAUGUGGUGCAAGCUGGACUAAUAGAAGCAGAUGCCAGAUCAAUAGCCCUUAUGACUUUGGUCAUUAAUCCCUUUGCAGCUUUGCAGGGUAGCAAAAGUGUCAGAAAGCUGUUCACACCAAAUCUUGUGUUGCUUUCUCUUUUAUGGCAACUCUUUCACUGGCAAAUCUGUGUCCAUGCAGAGGUUUCUGAAGUGUAAAGCCGAUUUUGUUGGGAAUGGGAUGCAUGCCAGGGCUGAGGGCUCAGAGGGAGCAAAGGCUUGACAUGGCAGACCCCUCUCCCUAUAUUAGACAUAUUCUCCUGUACAGCAACCUGCCACAUGAGACAGCAGCACCCAUCAGGCUGGAGGUGAUGAGUUCAGAAAUAAUCUCUUGUGAUAGCAACAACUGAAUCCUUUCUAUUUAUAAAAGCUCAAAUACUUAUUUGACCAAAACUGUGAAAAUACUCAAUUCAUUUACUGGCGUAAUUGACACUAAAAGUUUCCAGAAGGAGAAAGGAGGAACAAUUGCAUUUUAUCAUGCAAUUCUCUAAUAACCUUCCCUAUCUCAUGCUCAUCAGACGGCUCUGUGAGGUAGAUUUUCCCAAACCACAAAAAAAAGCCUUUUCAUUCUUCUCUUACUGCCCUCAGUAAAACAAAGACAAAAGCCAUGGCAAAAAUUUUUGCAUCACAACCUGGAGCUAGUCCUGGAUUUCAAUUCCCCUCCAUUUGAUUUGAUUUUAUCAGAAGUAGUUUUAAUGCUGACAAAAAGGAAUGAAAAAUGUAUAAAGACUUGAGUAAAUAUAAGAUAUAUCGAUCAGUAAGUAUUAAUUCCAAUACAAUACUACUUUUGCACAACAAAAAAAUAGAAAAGUCUCCUUGGUUUUAAGGUUCUUUGUGGUUUGGGUUUUUUUUCUCCCCACAAUUUUUUGAGUUGCAUUGCUUCCACAGAGUCAGACAGUCAGUCAUUGUUGGGACAAUGAAUAAAAGCCAACUAGAGUUUCAGGUUCUGUACUUUCACAUAGGUAAAUCUACAUCAGGCUGAGGAACACUUAAUAAAAACCGUUUUCAUAGAAUAUUUUGAGUUGGAAGGAACCCUCAAGGAUCAUCAAGUCCAGUGGAUGAUCUUAACCUGAGGAAAGAAGUUGUUCUGUUUCAAUCAAUGAAGAAUUUUUAUUAUUGAAGAAACCCAUGUGGACACUGUGUUAUGGGUUUUUUUAAUUGUUAGAAGUAGUAGUUCCAAGACUUUCAUCAUCAGUGUUGCCAUUUGACAAUAACUUGAAUGAGUUGCCUCUUUUGGCUGUAGCAUUUCAGGUGUGCCCCCAAAACUAGCAAUUCCCAUGUUAGAAUAAAAUAGUCACACAGGAGAGGCUUUCCCUAUAACAUUUUAUUCUAUAGUCAUUUUACUAAUCAAAUACCAUGUUCAGUACACUGAGAGCACAUGGCUAAAAAGCACACGCUCUUUAACAGCGUGUUAGAGUUCUUCUGAAUCCCAAAUCAAUUACAGGAGAGCAGAUUUCCACUCUACACUAAACCACAUUGGUAUUGUUAGCAUCAAAUCCCUCUCUUGUCCAUAUAAGUAUCAAGGGCAAAGGGUUCUCAUCCAGUUAAUUUGGAUUAGAUUUAAUAGGAUCAUGUUAUCUGAGGUGGAUGACACCAAGGUCUGUGAGUUUUCAUUUAUUAGAACUACAAACCACAGCUAGAUUAUUGGCAGCUGAAAGACAGAAAGCCUAACACUGAGAACUGAGAGCAAAUAAAAUGAAAUAGAUCACAGGGCACUGUAGAAGGAAAUACACAUUCGUUGUAGAAAAAAAAGCAAGUAUAUAUAUAAAAAAAGGAAAACAUACUGCCUUUUCACUGCUUAUAAAUGACUGUAACUUCAGCUUCUAAUAACAAAAGCUUCCAACUAAAACUUUUAACAUUCUUUCUGUACCUGAGCUAACGUUUUGUGCUUUUGUUUCUGUGGAACUUUCAUUUAAAACACAGAGCCGUUGACCUUUCACACUGUCACCAGAAACAUGAAUUUUGCAAGCUAACUUUCUGUGGUUUUGUAACCACUUCUUUGAGUCACCUGUAAGCCAAUUCGUUUUAGCUUUCCAUCCUCUUUCCUCUUCAUAAGUCCUGCAUGGGUAUUUUUCAUAUAAGGUAUUUUUUUAUUAUGUGGGGUAUUUUCUCCCUUCUCCUUCCUUUCUGCCCUUCAUAAAAUAGCCUUGAAAAUGCAGUCAGUGAAAACACUAUAAAUGUGUUAUGGUUUUGUAAUGGACUCUUCCCAUGCUUUUUGCCUAUCAUCAUUCUCUUUGUGGUUUCCUCAUUUAAAAAAACCAAAAACCUCCUGCAUCUUACUCUAAUGAUAUAAGGAAAUUUAGGGCACAACCUUCUGUAAAUCUGUCUGCAUUUUCUAAAAAUACAUUAAAUGGACAUCCCUGGCAAAAGGGAUGUUAAAGGGGAUGGUGCUAUAAUACAGUAUUAUAGCUUCACUGGAGACAUUAAGGCUGCAAGGCAGAAACAUAAACAUCCUUUGUGCAGCUGGCCCAGACAUCUUAAAAUUGCAAGAGACUGGUCAUUGCCUGAGCUGCAAUGAAGCACCCUCUGAGUAUAAAGAAUUGCAAGCAAAAUAACCAAUGAGUUUUUAUGUUCUGUCAGUUUAGGGGAUCCUCUGUAGCAAUAAAACCAAACUGUGACCUGUU